Brassica rapa (field mustard) is the source of this 4503-nucleotide messenger RNA. Its product is annotated as mitogen-activated protein kinase kinase kinase ANP1-like. The record is from RefSeq and is a predicted model, not a curated record. NCBI's taxonomy places the organism in Eukaryota, Viridiplantae, Streptophyta, Magnoliopsida, Brassicales, Brassicaceae. Gene Ontology annotation, molecular function: protein kinase activity; ATP binding. Gene Ontology annotation, biological process: signal transduction; protein phosphorylation.
UCUUCUGAUUCUCUCAGAUGUCAUUGCCUGGUGACUGAGCUCUUACAAUUUUUUUAAUCUGUUCAUGAUUAUAUAAAUUCGAAUCCAUUUUGAAUUGAGGUUAUAAAUAACUGUACUGAAAGCACUUCUCUAUUUAAUUAUUCUUCUUUCUUCAUUUUCCAGUACACAGUUGUAAAAUAUAUAUUGGAUUACCAAAAUUGAUUUAUUGAAACCACUCUAACAAAGCUGAUUCUUAUGGCAUAUAAUAAUCUCUUUAUGGGUUUUAUCUUACAUAAACCACUCUAACAAAGCUGGCAUCUUUUGAUCCAUGAGCUAUGUUAAAUGGAAUAUCCAUUCAAAAAAUCCUAUCCCGGAACUGAUAUCAUCCCUUGGACUGUUGUCUUGGAGGUUAGCGCAUUUGUCUUUUCUGCCGUUUCUUAGGUAUAUAUAGCCUUGGUGAUCUCUGUAUUAUGGUUUUGCUCAAAAAAUAAUUACCGACGGCCUCGUCUAACUAAUAAGUUUGUCAGCUAAUAGUUUAUUUUGGUUUUACAAUAGAAUGGUUUAGCUAAUUGAUGUCUUGUUGUUGCUGGCUGUUAUCACAACUUGUGUCCACCAAAUUGUAUCAUAUGCCCCCUUCCCCUUUCCCAUUCCCAUGUCUUUUGUAUUUGCCAGUGGUUCGGUAAAAUAGUAGGCUUUCCUCUAUCUUUUACUCUUAUGUUAGCCCAUUCACUUGUAAAUGUGGUCUUUUUAAUUCAUCAAAGCACCAGUGGUCUAAUGGUAGAAUAGUAUCCUGCCACGGAACAGACCUGGGUUCGAUUCCCGGCUGGUGCAUGAUUCAUUGUAGUAGAGCUGUGAUGAUAUUUGGUUUAGCGAUGGUUGGGUCCUUCGCAUUCUUCUGAUCAAUUUCAGAAGUGAUUGCCAUGUGACUGAGCUCUUUAUUUUUGCGUGUGUGCGCUAAGUGUUCAAAUCAAAUUUGAUCUAACGUAAGAAGUAGCUGUUCUCAAAGUAUAUGUAGUGCAUUUGUGUGCUUUUAGUCAAUGAGUGUGAGGUAGUGAGAAAAUUUCCUCAUGAAUUGAACUAAGAUAAGCUAUCGAGUCUAAGAGGUAGUGUUGAUUCUUGAAAACAAAGGUUGAGAGUUGAAGAUUUUGUGACAGUUACCUAUCGUCUCAUGGAGAAAAUGAAUACGUCUGUGUUUAACAUUAUAACAAUUAUACAGUGGGCUAAUAAAUAUAUACUCCCUCUGUUUCCGAAAUGUUCUGAAUGUAAGAUUUUUUAGAGUAUGCACACUUAUUAAAAAUUUAAUAAAUAUUUAUAAUUUAAUUUAUUUUUUACUUUAUUAUACAUUUCCAAUAACUUCUCACCAAUGGAAUUUAAUCAAUUCAAAUAUUUCAAUUAAUAUUCUUCAAUGGUAUAAAAAAAAUACUUUAACAAUAUAGAAAACUUAUCUCUGUGAAACAAAAAAAAUCUAAAAAGUUUUAGUUUCCAGAACUGAAGGAGUAUGAUAUACGUCGUUGAAUUAAAUGUAUGUAUACAAGAUCGCUUCAAGGCUAUUUAUGUACGUCUAUAAUUUGAAGAUUUUGUGACAGCCAGCUACCCCGAUAGUGUACAAUCUGUCCUGUCAUAACGUCUGUAUAACCGUGCGGCUCAAGGUGUUUUGACAUUGGGUGAAAAUUAAAUUAAAUGCUUGAUCCAACUUUUAAGAUAUUAUUGGAUUUUUUCUAUCCUUUUUUUUUUUGCUUAGUGAUAAGUUGAUAACACAUGCUGUGUAUAUUUAAAAGGAAUUCAAGACAUUUUAUUUUUAGUUAAAAUCGAAAUUUUAACGAUUAUAGUCCUUAGACAAGCAAUUACGUAAAAAUAAAAUAAUCGAUCCAACGUUUAAGAAUAUACUGUAUUGGAUUGUGGGAACAAAGAGAGAUUUUGCUAUUUUCCUUUUUGGUUUGGUGACUACAUUAUCUUUUGUGGUGAAAUAUAAAAAGAAGGAAACUGAGAGUUGCAGAAAAAGGAAAUUGGGAGUUGUCGACGCGUUAUCCGUAUAUAUAUAUAUUUUAUUUGUUGUGACGCUCUCUGAUCAAACGUUAUUUGCGAAGUCUCUCAUAUUUCACUUCACUUAGGGUUUCUUUCUUCUAAGCUUAGAGAAUCCAUCUUCAACUGUUUGCAAUGGCGGGACCAGAUUUGUUCUUUGUUAAGCUUCUCGGCAAAGGUUCGUUUGGUUCGGUCAGUCUCUAUCAAGGCGUACGCUACGACGGCGCUAUGGUCUCCGUAGCCGUCAAAACCUCGGACAGUCAACAUGCGGAGUCUCUCUUCAGAGAGGUACAAAUACUGUCGGAAUUCAAAGGGUGUCCGAGAAUCGUCCAGUGCUACGAGACAAGAGUGGAAGCAAGUCUCAACCGAUUUAAUGGUAGCGUGGAGUACAAGAUUCCCUUGGAGUACGCUCCUGGUGGAAGCCUGAUGAGUUUCAUCAAAACAUUCAAAGACAAUAAACUGCCUGAUCCUAUGAUCAGAGACUUUACUCGUAUGCUUCUCCAAGGCUUAGCCACGAUUCACGCACACGGUUACGUUCACUGCGACCUCAAACCAGAGAACAUCCUCGUUUUCCCUAGCUACAUCAACAACAACGGCGCUUGGAGUUCUUCUUUCGAGUUGAAGAUUUCUGAUUUCGGCUUGUCGAGAAGGGAAGGAGACAGUAGCUGGUGGGAACCUAAUCAUCCGUUCGCGGGAACAUCGAUCUACAUGUCUCCUGACUCGGUUUCGUACGGGGAGACAGGGAAAGACCUCGACUUGUGGUCGUUGGGGUGCUGUGUACUGGAGAUGUACACUGGGGAGGGACCUUGGUGUCAUAAGAACUAUGAAGUGGAUGAUCUCAUGAAUGGCCAAGAGCCGCUGAUUCCGAGUUACCUUCCUUUCGAAGCAAAACUCUUUAUCAUGACUUGCUUUGCGCCGAGGACAAAAGACGCGACAAGAUUGUUGAAGCAUAUCUUCGUACGUGGAGACGAGGGGAAGAUGAUCACACAGCCUUCUCCUGUGAGUGAUAAUAUAAAGGCAGAAUCAGCUCUCCAUCUGGCGAACUUUGUUAGAAGGAAUGUUUCUACAACCAAAACCAUUCGUGUGCUUGCUGCUGCUCAAGUCAUGCCUAACAAGACCAUCAUGGCCUAGCUUUGCUCCUGUUCCACUACCUCAUCUUCUUUAAUCAGUAGUUCAUCUCGUUUAUUUUAAUUGAUUUGGUAGAGAAUUAUGUAUAUUGGCUUUUUAUCUAUAAAACAAUUUGAUACUUCAUCUUUUCUUCUUAUUCAUAUAUCUUUUCUCCUUUGACUAGUUGAAUUGUAUAUAUGUGUAUGUGUACAAGUUCGCUUGGAGAUUGUUUAUUACUAUAACUUUUAUAACUUCCAUGAUUAUUACUAAGAAAAAUAACUGGCUUACAAUAUUUAAGCAUUGAUAUAAGAAUUUCCCAGAAUUGGGGUGUUUGUCUUUAAAACAACACAAGAUUACAGAACACCCUGAACAGGUAAACAAAUUAUAUCAAGAUAAUCAUCUAGGCAUUGUAUAUGAGCUCCAUUUAUGGUUAACUACCCAAACCAGGUUUACAAACCUCGGUGAUUCUGCCACAUAUUUAUUCUUGCUAGGUCACUAUCAAAACAAUAUCAUGAUCAACUCUGCUUGCCUGAGGAACAAUCAUUCUGUAAAUAAGAUCUGAAACCCCAAACUCUCUCUCUCCCUCUCUCCCUCCCUCCCUCCCAUUCUGUUUCCGUCUUGUGGAUGUAUAAAGAUUGAGGAUAAAUAAGAUCUCUGUAAUCAAGUAAUCAAUAAGCACCAGUGGUCUAGUGGUAGAAUAGUACCCUGCCACGGUACAGACCCGGGUUCGAUUCCCGGCUGGUGCAUAAACAGCUGUGAAGAAAUUGGCAAUAGCGUUGGUUGGGUCCUUCGCAGUCAUCUGCUUAAUGUGAUGAGAUAUGCCACCACUGAGCUCUUCUUUUGUUUAUUUUUCAAACUUUUUCUUAACUAACAUUCUCUUCUCAUUGUGUUUAUCUUUAUAUUCUAAUUAUGAACAUUUUCUUCUAACAUAUAACAAUGUCCCAGAGAUUUUUUUUUUUUUUUUGGUUCUAACACUUUCUUCCGCUCUGUCCUUAACAUAUAACAAUGUCUCAAAUAAUGGGUCCUCUAAUUAGAUUUUAAUAUAAUACUGUAGUUUUUUUUAUAAUAAACAAGACAUGUUUACAAGACUGUAAAUAUACAAACAAAAGUUUCAUUCUUUAUCAUGAAACAGUAACCUGUCCCUUUGUCACAACAGCUUGGUCAUGAUGGUAUAUGGUGUCUGAUACUUUGCUCGGUGGCCAAUACCGGAACAGAUCUUCCAACAAUGUUCUCUAUUGGGAGAGGACCCCUGCAUACACAAUCCCCAACAAUUAAAAACUGAUCACAAGAAUGCUCAUGAUACGCUUCGAGAUUUACCAGUUACGAGAAUCAAAGCUCUUGUUGCGAUUGUCUCCGAGUACAAAGACAUAACCUUUGGGAACAGACUGCAGAUGA